Molecule: messenger RNA, 285 nt
Organism: Balaenoptera musculus (blue whale)
Lineage: Eukaryota; Metazoa; Chordata; Mammalia; Artiodactyla; Balaenopteridae
Product: ATP synthase membrane subunit DAPIT, mitochondrial-like
Exons: 1
Coding region: 94-270 (58 amino acids)
Source: RefSeq, a predicted model, not a curated record
GGGGAGGCGGCUUCUUCCAUCUGGGCCGAGGAGCAGCUUCGUCAGUUGAAGGACACCUGCAGCGAGGUCUGUGCGUUUUGGAAGAUUGAAAUCAUGGCAGGUCCAGAAACUGAUGCCCAGUACCAAUUCACUGGUAUCAAAAAAUAUUUCAACUCUUACACUCUCACAGGGAGAAUGAAUUGUGUACUGGCCACAUACGGAGGUAUUGCUUUGAUAGUUAUAUACUUUAAGUUAAGGUCUAAAAAAACUCCAGCUGUGAAAGCAACAUAAAUGGAUUCUCAACUG